This is a messenger RNA of Acipenser ruthenus (sterlet), 2676 nucleotides long. Its product is annotated as CCN family member 1-like. The record is from RefSeq and is a predicted model, not a curated record. Gene Ontology annotation, molecular function: protein binding. Bases 183 to 1307 code for a protein of 374 amino acids. Lineage: Eukaryota; Metazoa; Chordata; Actinopteri; Acipenseriformes; Acipenseridae. The transcript is spliced from 5 exons. Gene Ontology annotation, biological process: signal transduction. Gene Ontology annotation, cellular component: extracellular region.
CAGCUGAGUGAGUGAGUGACAGACUGGUGUACAACUCAGUACACCCCCAGACACCCCUUCACAGGGCAAUCGGAGACAGACGUCAUCACUCAUCACCACUGGAUUCUUUUUUACUGUACUGAUUUUUACGUUACUAUACAUAUAUAUUUUUUUUAAGUGAAAUUUUGCAUAUACUUUUUAAAAUGUUUUUGAGAACUAUGGAGUGUGCAAGUCUGCUGGUUUUGGUAAUCCUGAGCUGUGCUACACUGCUGGUGGAGAGUAGCUGCCCGCUGGCGUGCUCCUGCCCCCCCUCGCCUCCCUCCUGCCCCCCGGGGGUCAGCCUGGUCCUGGACUCGUGUGGCUGCUGCAAGGUGUGCGCCCGACAGUUCAAUGAGGACUGCAGUGUGACCCAGCCCUGCGACCACAUCAAGGGGCUUCACUGUGACUUCGGAGCGGGGAGUGGAGCUCACAGGGGGCUCUGCAGAGCGAAGGCAGACGGCCGCCCCUGCGAGUUUAACGGCCGGGUCUACCAGCACGGGGAGGACUUCCAGCCCAACUGCAAGCACCAGUGCAGCUGCAUGGACGGGGUGGUGGGCUGCAUGCCCCUGUGCCCCCAGGAGGUGCCGCUGCCGGUCUGGGACUGCCCCAACCCUCGGCUGGUCAAGGUGCCGGGUCACUGCUGUGAAGAGUGGUUCUGUGACGACAGCAACCACAUCCGCGAGGACUCCGGAGACAGCCAGGGGUCACCAGAGCCAGAGCCAGAGCUGCUCACCAGCAACGAGCUGCUGGCAGCCCCGCAGGGCAACACAGCAUACCCGGACUGGAAUUCUCCUCCCCAGUCCCGCAUGCCGGCCAUCUCCAGAUGCCUGGUCCAGACCACCGAUUGGUCGGACUGCUCCAGAACAUGCGGGAUGGGAAUCUCGAGCCGCGUCACCAACACCAACCCAGCGUGCCGCCUGACUCGAGAAACGCGCCUGUGCCAGAUCAGAGCCUGUGAGCUCCCGCUCACCCCCAGCCUCAAGAAGGGUAAGAAGUGCCAGAAGACGGUGCGUCCGCGGGAAGCCGUGCAGAUCUCCUUCGCUGGCUGUGCCACGUCUCGCCGGUACCGGCCCCGCUCCUGCGGCUCCUGCUCGGACGGGCGCUGCUGCUCCCCCUCCCUGACCCACACGGCGAGUCUGCGCUUCCACUGCCCCGACGGAGAGAGCUUCACGCGCAGCGUCAUGGUGAUCCAGCGCUGUCGCUGCCGACCCGACUGCGACCGCCACAGCCAGGCCGGCUCCCUGCCUUCCUUCAGCCUCCACAACGACAUCCACACCUUCACCCAGUGAGGUAGGGGGCUCUGCGUCCGAAGCCUUCCUUCGGCUAAAAUCAACCGUUCCCAUCCCUCCUACAGUCCUGCAGAUUUCACGUACCCGGAAGGGGCAGGGGACCAUUGUCUUCAUCACGGAAGACGAAUGCAUGACUUUCAAAGAAGAAGCUACCUCUUUUAAAAGAGGACUAGAAGACUUUUUUUUUUGCAAGGGCAGGUCUUUGCCCUAACAGCUUUCCAGGAGAGAAGUGGCGACCCCCCCAGAGAAAAUACUGGGGCAGAUAUCUCUUGACCUUAAAGUCCCAGCCACACAUCUGUCGGGGAAGUACUUAACAUUUCCAUUCAGAAGGGAAUCCCCACCCUGCAAAUCUACCGGUCAAAAACCCCUAAACCUGGCAGCGAGAGCUCACAAGUCUCACUGUUUCCAGAUGCCAAAUAAAGGCAACAAUCCUCAUCUCAGGACCGACAAUUGACGCAGUUUCCUACACCUGUUGGAUAAAAACAAGGUCAAAGGAAAUUGAUAACUCUUCCUGGACAUAACUUUCCUCUAACUUGGGAAUGGAAGAACCCUCGAAUCUGGCACAGCAAAGUGUUUGUCUUUGUUGACUGGGUUACGGUCGUAAAGACGAUGGCCACCUGGGUUAAAAUGAGCUUACUGUACAUUAAACAACCACAAGGACUCAGCGUUUAAAGGUUAGCCGGCUUUUCCAGUCCCCGUUUCCUGGCGUAGGUGACGUGGCUCCGGAUUGGCUCUCAAGUUUGCCAGGACCGGGACAAUACAACAGACGAAGGUUCCUGAUUGGAUCCUAAUUUAGAAUGACUGAACGGUUUACUGAUUGGUUUAGCAGACACUGAAGCAAUUUGCUCUACAAAUCUUUGUCUUGCUAUUUUCAAUGAAGGUAGGGCUAGUUUUCUACUGAACAACUCCACAUUAUUCCAGGGGGGCUCCUGCCUUAAAGGAUGGGAUAUUUAAAAUUCAGCAAUGUUAACGAGCAGACAUCUGAAUGCAUGCAAGCUUGUGAGCGUGUGUGUGCGUGAGUGUGUAUAUAUGUGUGUGCGUGUGUACAGACUUCACACUGGUGGAGUGACUCUGUGUGUGCGUGUGCGUGUGUACAGACUUCACACUGGUGGAGUGACUCUGUGUGUGUGUACAGACUUCACGCUGGUGGAGUGACUCUGUGUGUGUGUGUGUGUGUGUGUGUGUGCGUGUGUACAGACUUCACGCUGGUGGAGUGACGUAUUUAGACACCGCUUCGUUCUUGAGGCGAGCUCAGCGGCCUGUUUGAGGCUCUCUCGUAUUGUAAAGACGAUUUUAUUUGUAUAUUUAAGACUUCUAUUUUGUUAAUAUAUUUCCUGAAUGUCUGUCAGUAUUAAUAAAAGUUUUUAUA